Messenger RNA from Suillus subalutaceus, 750 nucleotides. RefSeq lists its product as uncharacterized. The record is from RefSeq and is a predicted model, not a curated record. The coding region runs from base 256 to 522 and encodes 88 amino acids. The transcript has 2 exons. Lineage: Eukaryota; Fungi; Basidiomycota; Agaricomycetes; Boletales; Suillaceae.
GUCCCAGUCCCCGCCUGACACGCGCAUGUACCGUGUGAGUGCACUGCACACCAAGUUAUUUUCAACAUCAAGUCGAACUAUGUACUUUGAGAGCUCCCUGCAUCGCCCGAAAUAUCAAUUUCACUCGCGUCAUACCAUGUCGGGAAUCCGCGCGCUGUGAUUUACGCACGCCUGCGCUCCUUCACUGGAGCCAUCGUCCCCUCCUACACAGUAACCAGGCGAUGACCGAAUUUCACCUCAGGCUUAUCAUACUCCAUGCUCUUCGUCACUGUGGUGUUCUGUUGUCUUGGUCACCGUGGCGCUCCAAGACGAUGUCGAAUUGUGAUUUCCGAUGCUGUAUCAGCAAAAGUCAAUGCAAAUUUAACGGUUCACAAGUGUUCAGAUAAGAGUGCCACGAUCAAAGUUGCGGAACAUCUUGAUAGCAUCUUGCCUAUAUCGUCCGUGGGCUGUACAGAUGUCACAGCCGCUCACACCCCGCCGGGACUGUUGGUCGAUCGAAAGUGCGUUAUGAGGAAACUGUGAAAUUAUAAAUAAGUGUGGUGCUCCAGGCUGCUCCAGAGGGGCCAGGGUGCUCUUUAACAUGCGGGUUUAAGCAAUGCCGAAGCCGAGAUACUUGUGUAUGCAUUAUUCUGUCGAAUACUAGUUUCGUGAACCAGUCGCCUUGUCUGAGAAGGGAAUGUGUGACAAGGCGACUGGUUCAGGAGACUAAUCAAAUACAGUUUUUGAAGCAAGAGUUCGAGCGAGCUCAUC